Molecule: messenger RNA, 495 nt
Organism: Daldinia vernicosa
Lineage: Eukaryota; Fungi; Ascomycota; Sordariomycetes; Xylariales; Hypoxylaceae
Exons: 1
Coding region: 1-495 (164 amino acids)
Source: RefSeq, a predicted model, not a curated record
AUGGCCAAAUCUCGAUCUUCGAGCUCUUCUAGCAGCAGCUCUUCCAGCAGUAAUUCAUCCGGUCCCCAAAAGUCUCGCACCACACAAGCAGCGAGCGAUGGAGAGCAUCAGAGCGCACGCAAAUAUUCGGCUUCUGAUGUCGUAGCCCAGCUCCCGUCUCUAUGGCGCUACAUGCGACGCGAUUCCUCGUUCGGGCCCGGCGCCAGCGAAGGGAACGGGGCAGUAGCCGAACAGAGCAGCAGCAGCGGCAUUCUUCGUACGCCCUUGUUUCGAGGCCGUUGGCAGUCCACCGAAUCUGUAAAGAAGGCCCCGACCUCGCGAUCCCAUAGUUCGGACCCCCUGUUGCGGUGCGAUACCGAUAUGCCCGACGCUCACCAGAGUUAUCUGUCAACGGUGCCACGAACUGAUGAGGCAGAGUCAUCGAAGACUUGCAAGAGCCGCUUACGGAACUGCUGGGGUGCUCUACUAGUGUACCUACGACUUCGAGACGCAUAG